This is a messenger RNA of Prunus mume (Japanese apricot), 1372 nucleotides long. The record is from RefSeq and is a predicted model, not a curated record. Lineage: Eukaryota; Viridiplantae; Streptophyta; Magnoliopsida; Rosales; Rosaceae.
GCGCCAACUGCUAGUUUUUUCAAAUGAAACUAUACAAGGCUUACGAGCAAUGCAAUCCAUCGUUGUGUCGCUCUCCAACCGUCUAAUAAGACCCACUAACCACGCCUUUUAUUUUUUCUUCAAAAGCUUCAAUUCUUGGGCUUCGGCUAUACGAAAUGCUUCUUCCCCCCAAAAAGCUUUGCAUAUCUACUCUCAAAUGCACCGUCAGUCUGUUCCUUUUGAUAGUUUUUCCAUGCUCUAUACGCUAAAAUCAUGUACCCAGUUAAGGAAUCAUGAAAUCAUUCAACACCUCCAUGCCCAUAUCAUGAAACUUGGCUUUGGCAAUCAUGUUUAUGUGGCCACUUCACUUCUCCAUGCGUACGUUGUUGUCUCGUUCGUGGAUGCCUGUGUACUGUUCGAUGAAAUGCCUGAGAAGAACACGGUCACGUGGAACACGAUGAUUGCAGGGUAUUCGAGGUCGAGGGAUGUAGAGAGAGCACGUUUGGUUUUUGAGGAAAUGCCACUGAGAGAUGUUGCAUCAUGGUCUGCCAUGAUCACUGCGUAUGUGAACAAUGGCAAUCAAGAGUAUGGCCUGUCAGUCUUUCGGGAUAUGGUAAUGGAUGGAGGUUUAAAACCUGACCAAGUGACUGCAGGCUCAGUUUUAUCCGGUUGUGCCCACCUGGGUCAUCUUGGGUUGCUUGUGGGGAAAUCAGUUCAUGGGUUUAUGGUCAAGAAUGGAUGGGAGUUGAAUGUGGAGAUUGGUACAGUUCUGGUUGACAUGUAUGCUAAGUGUGGGUUUUUGAAGGGAGCUGCAGGGGUUUUUGAAUUGAUGCAAGAAAGGAAUGUCAUGACUUGGACUGCAUUGAUUUGUGGAUCGGCACAACAUGGCUACAGCAAAGCAGCGUUGUCUUUGUUUGAGAUGAUGCAAAAAUCUGGUGUAAGACCUAACGAAUUGACUUUCACAGGAAUUCUUAGUGCUUGUGUGCAUACAGGACUAGUUGAGGAGGGCCGAAAAUAUUUCAAGUUGAUUGAAGAAAGUGGCUUGGAGCCUCAAAUUCAUCAUUAUGGAUGCAUGGUUGAUUUGUAUGGCAAGGCAGGACUGUUAGAGGAAGCUUAUGAGGUUAUUAAGAAAAUGAGAUUUGAACCCAAUGUUGUUGUCUGGAGUGCUUUUUUAUGUGCUUGUAAGGAGCAUAAACAGUUUGAGAUGGCCGAACGAGUGGUUGAGCAGGUCAUGAAGAUGGUAAAACCAGAUAACGAUGGUGGGGUUUAUUCUCUUAUCUCAGAUUUGUAUGCUUUGGGUGGGAAGUGGGAUGAUGCAGAAAGAGUGAGGAAUUUAAUGGUCAACCAACAUGUGAGGAAGGUCAGGGGCUCUAGUUUUGUUAGAAGUGGAUAG